Molecule: messenger RNA, 1521 nt
Organism: Mycosarcoma maydis (corn smut)
Lineage: Eukaryota; Fungi; Basidiomycota; Ustilaginomycetes; Ustilaginales
Exons: 1
Coding region: 1-1521 (506 amino acids)
Biological process (GO): mRNA splicing, via spliceosome
Cellular component (GO): precatalytic spliceosome; Prp19 complex; catalytic step 2 spliceosome
Molecular function (GO): protein binding
Source: RefSeq, a predicted model, not a curated record
AUGGCAUCUGCCUCAACAUCAGCAAGCCUAGCAGCUGGCCCGGGUCCGUCACAUGCAAGCGCCCAAGAGCACAGCUUGCCUCCACUCUCAGACUUGCUUGCGCGAUCCUCAAAGCGGGCAAGGCUUCUGUUCCACAUUGAUGACGAUUACGACUUUGACAACUUCGGCGACACCUCGGCUUUUGAGCCUGCCAGAGCUCACUUGAGUUGCAAGAUCAACUCAGAAUAUGUGGACGCCAAAGUGCUGCCAUCGGCGAUUCUGGCUCAACAACAAGCUGCUGCUGGUCCGAUGCGACCUGGAGCGGCGGCCGCAACAGUAGCAAGCCGGUCUAGCAAGCGAAGAGGAGACGAAUCGCACCUAUCGAGGCUCAUAGAUCAGAUAGAUGGAGGCGCCGCGUCAUCUUCAACAUCAGUAGGGCCGGCGGCGCCUUUUCCGUCCAGUCAAGCUCUCACUGUUCGAAGCAACAGUAAUUUGGCUUCGGCUGCGCAAGCAUCAUCCUCAGCAGGCUCAUCCGCACUUGCGCUUCACCGAGGAGGGUCGUCUGGCUUGCUAUCGCAGGCCCUCAUUCAGAAGAAGGAAAUGGCAAAUCGCAAAGCUAAACCAGCGUUUCAUCCCAAUUGGAAGCUCGCGCGCGUUAUCUCGGGUCAUUUGGGAUGGGUGCGCUGCGUUGCUGUGGAACCGGACAACAAAUGGUUCGCAACAGGUGCAGGUGAUCGCAUGAUCAAAAUCUGGGACCUGGCAUCGGGCGAGCUGAAGCUCUCGCUGACGGGACACAUCUCGCCUGUUCGUGGUCUCGCUAUAUCCGCGAGACAUCCAUACCUGUUUUCGGCGGGCGAAGACAGAAUCAUCAAAUGCUGGGACUUGGAGACCAACCGUGUGAUUCGACAAUUCCGUGGGCAUCUCUCUGGCAUCUACUCGCUAGCGCUGCACCCGACGCUGGAUGUUGUAGUAACCGGAGGAAGAGACGCAACGGUGCGUGUAUGGGACAUGCGCACACGCGAGGCUAUCUUUACAAUGACAGGUCACCGUGGCACGGUCGCCUCGGUUGUUUGUCAAGACUCGGAGCCGCAGAUCAUCUCGGGCUCGAUGGAUGCUACUGUCAAACUGUGGGAUUUGGCGGCCGGCAAAUCGAUCACCACGCUCACCCACCACAAGAAGAGUGUCCGUACCCUCGCCAUCCAUCCGACACAGUAUACGUUUGCAUCCGGAAGUGCAGGGGGUCACAAUGUCAAGACGUGGAGAUGUCCCGAGGGCACGUUGGUCAACAACAUGGCGCAUGAUACCAUCGUUAAUACGCUCAGCGUCAAUGCUGAUGGCGUACUGUUCAGUGGCGGUGACGAUGGAAGUCUCAAGUUUUUCGAUUAUGCGACCGGCACACCGUUCCAAGUGGCCGAGGACGUGCCACAACCAGGCUCUUUGGAUGCUGAGGCUGGUGUAUUCUGCUCGGCGUUUGAUCAGACCGGAACACGCCUUAUUACCGGUGGUGCGGACAAGACGAUCAAGAUUUACAAAGAGGUCUGA